This is a messenger RNA of Plectropomus leopardus (leopard coralgrouper), 1438 nucleotides long. The record is from RefSeq and is a predicted model, not a curated record. NCBI's taxonomy places the organism in Eukaryota, Metazoa, Chordata, Actinopteri, Perciformes, Serranidae.
GAAGGUGACCAAAGAAAGUUUAGUGGAAACCAGCAGCAACAUCACGGAGAGUCUGAUGUCUAUUAGCAGGAUGAUGGCUGAACAGGUGAAGCAGAGCGAGGACACCAUCGGCACGCUGGCCACCUCCUCCAGGACGGUGCAGGAAACCAACGAGGAGUUUAAGAACAUGACGGGAACCAUCCACCUGGGGAGGAAACUGAUCCUCAAGUACAACCGGCGGGAGCUGACAGACAAGCUGCUCAUUUUCCUGGCUCUGGCGCUCUUCCUCGCCACCGUCCUCUACAUCCUUAAGAAACGUCUCUUCCCCUUCAUUUAGCUGGCCAGCUGAAGAACGCGUCCAGGCUUCAGGAACAAUGUUUUCCAGUUAUUUCACUCAGCAGAAAGUUACCGCAAGGACUUGUAGCAGGUAUGGACUACAUGUAGAGUUGGAAGCAAUCCUGAGACUUGACUGCCACACAUAGAGACAGUGCCACGUGAAAAUAUUUUUUCUUUUUGGCACCCUAUGUUUUUGGCUAAAACUGAAAAUGUAGGUUUAAAAAGUGUAUAUGAAGGGUGUUGUUAAACUGGCAUUAUGGGGUUUCAUGCAGCAGCAGUGAUAGGUUUUAAAGCCUCGGCAUCCUUCAAACAAACUUGUGCUGUUCAACCAUCCCUAAAGUCAGAAGUUUCUUUACUUUGAGCACGUGGUCACACUUGAUGCAGGGAUGAAAAGACUGCUCCUUCUGGUUGCUAUACACUGCCUUUUUUUUUAGAAAAGCACUUUGAAGCAUACCAAGGCCUUAAUACUUCAUUUGUCAUUCAGAGCUAACCAGGGACAAAGCCAUAGAAUGUAAUAACCCUCUAUUUGUUUACUUUUUGUCAAAUUGUAUGACUUUUUGUUGAAGAAAUACUUCUCUCCCCCAAAUUAUUAUUUGGAUAUCAAUUACUAAAAGCAUGUUACAUUGAAUUUGUGAAGAAAAUUGUUUUUCUCAACUGCCUCAACGGUGAACGAGGAAUCUAAAAACAGAAAAUUCUUCAUGGAUUGAAGUGAAAGGGGGCUGUGUGCAGCAAAACUACAUGGAGACAUGAGUUUACAAACUUUCACACAGCUCAUGCAGUAUAAUCCAAGCCUUGUUUAUCCAGUCGUAUGCUCAGCACUUUGCAAACAAAUAGUCCUUUCAAACGGGGAACUGAACUAAAAGUGAAAUUUAUCCUUGCUCAGACUCUGUUUACAAACAUAGUGAUCUUACCUCGCUGAGCUUGUGAGUUGCUGGUCUGCCGCUGCCUUAAAUAGUUUGUGUUGUUGUAUGAGUUUGUUUUUUUUAAACGGUUAGUUAGGAUUCACUAUACAAACUACCGAUCAAGGCAGCAGUAGACCAUCAGGUCCCAUUUUAAGUUAGGUAAAACUGUUUUUUUGUUAUUGUAAUCUGGCUUUAAAGAGAGCAUAGCUUAAGUUUCACUU